This is a messenger RNA of Pogona vitticeps (central bearded dragon), 2996 nucleotides long. It is a transcript of the gene VWA1, whose product is annotated as von Willebrand factor A domain containing 1. The record is from RefSeq and is a predicted model, not a curated record. Gene Ontology annotation, molecular function: protein binding. NCBI's taxonomy places the organism in Eukaryota, Metazoa, Chordata, Lepidosauria, Squamata, Agamidae.
CACACAGAGAGAGCGAGAGACGCUGUGACUUAAAGCGAUUUCACAAGGGCGUAAAGGCGCAGGGCGGAAACCGUUCCUUCUCCGCCUUGCGCAAAACUCAGAGGGGGGGGUGGUGGUGCGCGUCUGCGCUCCAAGGCAGGGGGUGGCAUCGGCCCCAUAGGACUGGGCUCCCCCCCCACUUUGCCAGAGAGGGUUUUGACCAUGCUGGCUGCCAGGCGGCCACUCUGCCUUCCCACCCGCUUCGAGGUUUUGGGCUUAAGGUAGCCGCCGCCGGGCUGGAGACGAAGAUUGCUAUGAGUGCCCGAAGCCUGCUGGUUUUCCUCUCUCUCCAGGCGGCCCUGGGACCCGCUUCGCCCGAGAGAGGCCUACAGCCCUCAGCCCCUGACUUAGAAGGAGAUCUUCUCUUCCUGCUGGACAGCUCCGGCAGCGUCUCCUACUACGAGUUUUCCAGGGUGAAGGAGUUUAUUGCCGACCUCCUCCGGCCCUUCACCUUUGGGCCCCAUGAUGUCCAGACAGGGGUGGUCCACAUCAGCACCAUGCCAAGUCUGGAGUUCCCCUUCGACCGCUACCUUUCGAGCGGGGCAGUCCAGCACGCCCUCCGGAACAUCAAACAGAAAAUGGGCGACACCAAUACGGGGAAAGCCCUCUCUUUUGCCAAGGAUAAACUUUUCACCGCGGAGGCCGGGGCCCGUGCCGACGUGCCCAAGGUGAUGGUGUGGGUGACCGAUGGCUUUUCCACGGAUGACAUUUCUCAGCCCAUGCAGCGGUUGAAGGACAUGGGGGUCACCGUUUUCAUCGUCAGCACCGGCCGAGGGAAUUACUUGGAGCUCUCGGCCGCAGCGAGCAAACCUCCCGAGAAACACCUGCAUUUUGUUGAUGUCGACGAUCUGACCAUUAUCACCAAAGAGUUGAGAGACUCCAUCACAGAGGUCAUGCAGGCGAAGCGUCUGAGAGCGACCGAAAUCUCUUCCGACAGCUUUCGGCUUCUUUGGCCCAACCUCCUGACCCGGGAUACGGGGUAUUACGUCUUAGAAUAUGCCCCGAAUGGCAAACCGAGGCACAAAGCGAGGAAACAGAUGCCCGGGGACCACACCACCAUCGUGGUCAAUAACCUCAUGCCUCAAACCACGUACGAGGUGGCUCUUAUUCCAGAAUCGAACGAGCGCUAUAUCCCGCCCCAGGUGACCAGAGUCACGACGUUGGAAGAGGUCACCAGCCCGGUCCAGAUUCUCAUCUCCGACUCCAAGGCCCACAGCGUUCGGGUCAGUUGGUCUCCGACGCCGGAAAGCGUGGCCACUUACCAGAUCAUGUACGGGCCUCUGCCCGGGAACUCGGUCAAGGUGGUGGAGGUCAAAGGGACCCUCAACAGCACCAUUUUGGAAGACUUAAGGGCCAACACCACUUACCUGGUGACAGUUUCUGCCAUUUAUAAAUCUGGCAAAGAAAAAGCCCUUUCGGCCAAAGCGUGCACUCAAGAAGAGGAAUCCAAAAUCAAGCACCUUCGCUUUGAAGAGAUAAGCCCGACUACGGUCAAAGCCUCCUGGGAUCCUGCCGACGGCAGCGUGGUUGGCUACCGGGUCAGGUGCCGGCGGCAGGCGGGCCCUUCGACCCUCCUCAGUGUGUCACCCCAGAUCCACAGCGUGCUGCUGUCCGACCUGGCUGCGGGGAGCACCAACAAAGUGUGUGUGAAGCCUGUGUACAAGAAUCUUCCGGGGAGAGGUCUCUGCCGGAUGGUGCACAUGCAACCCGCUUCGGCCACCAGAGGCUACCGACAUCGACAGUGAACAGAAACGCGAACGGACCAGAGAGGAUCCUCGGCAGAGUGGGCGAGAAGGACGGGCUAAGAACCGCCACGGUGGAGAACCUCUAUGCCGGGUCCUACCAUCUCCUCCAGACCCUUGGGCUCCCCUUUCUGGCUGUCGGUCAAUCCCCAAGACUUGGCUCGGUGUAGCAAAAGAUGGCUCCUUCGGGGCAUCGGAAUCCACCGGGAGGGCUCUGUUAGGAGCACUGGGCUUUCGGUUGUCCUGUUCUGCCUUGUAUUCCAGAUCGUGGCAAAAGACUGGGAAUCAACAUUCUUCUCUUUUACUGUAUUUCUAUUUAUUGGUGUUUUGUAUUUGUUAUAGGUGGGAAGUUAAGACCCCCAACCCGUUCCCGCUACCCUUUCCGCCCUCAAUUCCAGCGUUCCUUGCCAUGGGACAUGUUCCUUCUGCGGCAUAACCUUCGUUGAAGUCCCUGAAUUUUGGUCACGGGGUGGUAGUUAAUGGAUCAGCAGCUUGAAUGAUGGAAAAGAGUAAAGAGGUACACAGCCUAGUGAGAAAUGGAGAUCUUAAGACAGGGUUGGAUUGAACCUUUGACAUGUUGAGGGUUUGGUCUAAAUUUUGAAGGAAGAUCUGGGAAAUAUUUUCUAUUUUCAAAAGGAUGAUGCCCUGCUGCCCAUUUGGCGGUUUCCUCCACAAUCUCCGGGGAGAUCCAAAGAUCGGGAGCUGUCAGCCAAUCACAACUGCAGGAGUCCCUGCAAAUUCUUUCAUUACUGCGUAGGCGCACAAAUAAGUGAGAAAAAGCAAAAACUAUGAUAGUUGUUUGACCUGUGAAUAAUAUUGUGAAACUGGAGGUAUAAUUAGCAAGGGAUAGAGCCAGUUUUUCUGUUUUUUAAGUCAGCAGUGACCAAGAUGGAAGAACAGCCCUUCUUAAUAUUCGGUUUUGCCCUAUUGCUUUUGAAAAAACCCAAGUCUAUCUGUUUUCCUGCAGCCUCCUGUGUGUAGUUAAUCUUUUGCCACGUGUACGUGGUUGGAAUGCUUUGGUGUAGGUGGACCGGAUCGAAAUACUCUCCUAAUCCCCCCCCCAAAAAAAUUUUCUUUCUUGUAAGCUGGAAAUGGAGUCACGGUUUUGAACAGAUUGUGCCUGUGUAAUUUUACUAACGUGAUAAUAAAUGCUUUCCCUUCUCUGUUGUAACAUCACCUGUGGAAGACAGUGAAUUAAACAGAGAACGAAUAAUC